Messenger RNA from Bombina bombina (fire-bellied toad), 3429 nucleotides. RefSeq names its product four and a half LIM domains 2 (gene FHL2). The record is from RefSeq and is a predicted model, not a curated record. The coding region runs from base 164 to 1003 and encodes 279 amino acids. Gene Ontology annotation, molecular function: transcription coregulator activity. Lineage: Eukaryota; Metazoa; Chordata; Amphibia; Anura; Bombinatoridae. Gene Ontology annotation, cellular component: Z disc; nucleus. The transcript is spliced from 6 exons.
CUUGCAGUGACAGUGAUACAGCUGUGUGCAGCGGUGGCCUCCCCUUGCACAGACACAGCCUGCUGCUGCUGCUGCUGCUGGAUGUGCGACUUCCUGCCUCACAGUACCCCUGGGAGCAAUAAGACUAAGCACUGCUCUAUUGUAACAAAUCGCUAUUGUGAAAAUGACUGAACGUUUUGACUGCCAUUACUGUAAGGAAUCUCUGUUUGGCAAAAAGUACCUUCUGAGAGAGGAGAAUCCAUACUGUGUGAAGUGUUAUGAGAACCUUUACUCUAACUCAUGUGAAGAAUGCAAGAAACCAAUAGGCUGUGAUGGCAAGGAUCUGUCCUACAAGGAUCGUCACUGGCAUGAGUCCUGCUUCCAUUGCUUUCAGUGCAAGCGCUCCCUGGUGGACAAACCUUUUGCUGCUAAAGAUGAACACCUGAUUUGUACUGAAUGUUACUCCAAUGAAUACUCUUCCAAGUGCAAUGAGUGCAAGAAGACCAUCAUGCCAGGAACCCGUAAGAUGGAGUACAAAGGAAACAGCUGGCAUGAAACCUGCUUUAUUUGCUCUCGAUGCCAACAGCCCAUUGGAACCAAAAGUUUCAUCCCCAAGGAAAACCAAAGUUUCUGUGUGCCUUGUUAUGAAAAACAAUUUGCCAUGCACUGUGCUCAGUGCAAGAAGGCAAUCACCACUGGAGGAGUAACCUACAAAGAUCAGCCGUGGCACAAGGAGUGCUUUAUUUGUACUGGGUGCAAGAAACCAUUGUCUGGACAGCGCUUCACCUCACGUGAUGAAUUUGCCUAUUGCCUGAAUUGUUUUUGCAACCUAUAUGCUAAGAAAUGUGCUGGCUGCACCAACCCUAUAAGCGGACUUGGAGGAACCAAAUAUAUCUCUUUUGAGGAGCGUCAGUGGCACAGUGACUGCUUUAACUGUAAGAAGUGUGCUAUUUCCUUGGUGGGCCGUGGCUUCCUUACGGAACGUGAUGAUGUUCUUUGUCCUGAGUGUGGGAAAGAUAUAUAAAGUUAUUGUCAGUCAACCAAACGUGUUUUAUCUUUGAAAUGUCAACAUGUCACUAUGACAUUUAAUGACACAAAAUGUUACCGUUUGAAAAGUCAUCAUAUUGUUGCCAGAAACAGCAUCACUCAAGUGGUUUAAUUACUUUUCUAACGAAAAGUCAACACUAGGGUGGAUUUCAGCCGAUAUGUCAUAUUAUAUUAUUUUCUUCUUGUAUCACAGCACCUCACUGCUUCCUUCUCCCAGCUGUAUACGAUGAUUACUUCUACAAAACUGCAUCAUUACAACAGUAAGCUACCCUAAAGACUCUUGCUGUGGUGGUGGCAUUUCAAAUGUGAUAUGAUUUUGUUGACUUUUCAAAAGAUACCACCAAAUGUUACCAGGUGUGGCAACACCUUUAUAUCGCUUGAGACUUACAUGCAUCUUUUUUUUGUUUGUUUUCUGUUUGUUUUGCUCCAUUAAACAAGUUUUCUUUAUUUGAUGCCUCUACAAGUUAACAAUUUAACCUCAGAUCACAGAAUAAAUUAAACUGUAUACUGAAAAAGAAGCAGAGAUAGAACAGUGUGGUUGAUUUAAUAAUAGUUUUUGAGUAAUUGCAAAACAUAUGACAAUACAGUGGACUAGACUCACUAGAAUAAGCUGCUAAACAGCAUUUGAAGGAUCUUACAACAACUGCCAUCUUAUAUCACCUCACUAGCUUUGGAGGUGAGGUAUUAACAGUGUCGUCUUCCUCUGGUCUCACCAACACCCUGAAAUGUUAAAACCAUGCUGGUUUAUUAAGAAGAGACCAACCACCCAGUGAUUUUCUAGCUUAAUAUCACAACAAAUCAGGUCAUUGAUGAUAUGGUUUUCUGGAAUAUACUUCCAAACACAAUUAACAGCACACCAUAAAGAUAUAUGCUGUAAAAUUAGUUUUAGACAAUAAACAAGAUCUUAGUUCUGUUGUCAGUCUUGGCAACAAGUCGAGUAGAUACCAGCAACACUGUAAGUUACUGGAAGCUACUUAGUGACACCACAGUUAAUAGCAACAUAUAUUUGGUUCUUUGGGAGCUUAAAACCUCUUUUCGCAAAAGUAUCUAAAUCCUAUUAAUGCUAUUUGAGUACUGUUAUUACCCAACUUUUUAACUGAAAAUCUGAGAGAAGAGAAAAAAGAAAAUGUUUUAAUGCCCUAUUAAAAUGUGAAGUUUUACACUGACAAGGGGUGAACCUAGACCUGAUGUUAAAUGUUUAUACCAGCGAGGGGGAGCAAAGAAAAAAGCUAGUAUUAAUGCUCUGUUGUAUACAAGUCAGAUGGAGAAAAGACUCAGCUGGUGUUAAUUAUUAUGGCAAAUAGAAGUGGAAAAUGCUCACCUCCUUUGCGUUGGGGUUCUGCAGCCCGAAGCAAAUAAAUACCCUUCUUUUCUAAAUUUGCAUGAGAACGUAAAAAUCUUGUAUUAAUAAAAUUGUUUGUGAUUUAAUUUCCUUCUUUUAAAAAAUAAAAUAAAAAAAUAUGAUCAGUAAAAACAUUUCUAACCACUUGUUAUCAUGUCAUCAUACUUUGUAGCCCAGACAUUAUGGUCAAUGAAACAGAGAACAUUUCCUUACUGAGCCAUAUACAUUAACACUUAAGAAACAUGAGCUACGAUACUUGACUAUUAAAAUAAAAAAGAGAGUAUUUGGACCUGCAGCCUUCACCAUGGGAGUCGACUGUUCUAUCUACCUAUUUUCAAUUCUUGGUACUUAUUUAACAGUUUUUUUAUUUUCAAAUUGCAUCACAUACCAAAUUAGAAAUGUUAUUCAAUUUUCACUCAGGUAAAAGGUGUUUAUAAACAAUCUAUUUAUGUAAACUACCUUGUAUCAUUUAUGUUUUAAUUAUAUAUAAAAAUCAGUUUUAACCACCAGGGCAGGAUUAAGAUCUAUGACAGAAUAUAUAGCUUUUGCAUAGGUCAGUAUUGUAAUUUUCAUUUUGCUCCAUUUUGUUUUUGAAUAGAGGUUUGCUAUUUUAUGCAAUAAAAUCAUAAGAAAACAAUAAGCUUAGCUACUAAAUUCAGUAAACUGAUGCAAUAUAUAAUGUGAUAGUCAGACAAUCAUGCUGGAUCCUGGGUUUGCAACACUGAAUUAAAAAAUUGAAAGUACUGUAGUUUAAAUUUUAUUUACAGUACUAUAUAUAUAGUACAAUAUAUAUUUGUUAAAAAAAAUCAGAUGACAAUGUUAUUAGAUAACAAAAAUGUUGUUUUUAAAAAAAAAAAAAAAAAAAAUGUCUAUAGAAAAUAUAAUCAUGGAAGCUCUCAUAUCAAAGAAGAAUUUUUUUUAUUGCAUGAUUUAGAAAAUUGUGGUAAGUGCAAAAUAUGAAAAUGGCACUGUGUCAGUAUUAUAUUAUAUGGAAUAUCAUUGCACUAUAUUGUAUGUAUUCAUAAAAUAGAAAAAAUAAUAAAAAAUAUUUUAACCUUGUA